Messenger RNA from Punctularia strigosozonata HHB-11173 SS5, 1353 nucleotides. RefSeq lists its product as uncharacterized. The transcript has 5 exons. NCBI's taxonomy places the organism in Eukaryota, Fungi, Basidiomycota, Agaricomycetes, Corticiales, Punctulariaceae. The record is from RefSeq and is a predicted model, not a curated record. Bases 1 to 1353 code for a protein of 450 amino acids.
AUGGCGCGAACAGCACAGCGAGACCCCAAGGCUCCCGUAGCCGGGCCAUCAAAACAGCCCAAACCACCAAAGCAUCCAAACAACGCGAAGGAAACUACCAUUCAACACGGCGGCGACGAGGUUGAGCUACUAUCCGAUGGCGAUGUGGUAGAGGUGCCUACACCCCCGCCAAAGACGGCCGCGAAGAAGACGGCCGCAAAACCUCAGCCCAAAGGGAAGGCAAAGGCUCCCGCACAGACGGUGGCUCAAAAGCCCAGCCUCAGCAAAGUCACGGAGACCGAUGGUGAUGUAGUGAUGCAGGAACGUUCGUCAGACGACCCUCCAGCUAAGAAGAAAGUACCUCCGCCUAGUUCGCGGGCCGCCCCGACAGCUCGAACGAAACCUAUCGAUACAUCCCCGCGGGAAAUGGAGCGUCUUCGGAAGGAGGUUGCCGCUCUGCGCGAGGAGCGGGACAAAUUUGCGCAGAAAUGCGACGAGAUACUCAAUUUGCGAGUCUCGGAACCUGAACAGGCCCUGCGAGUACAAGCUGCGAAUUAUGAUGCCCGAUUACAAACGCAGGAAGACCUCAUCAAAGAGUUAACCUCGCAGAUAGCCAGGGUGGAACCACUUGCUCGAGGGCAAGCCGGCCCUGCCGCCGUCCACUUCUUGACCCGAGAGGCCGUCGACGAGGAAAAACGACAGGCCGAAAGGGAUCGUGACAAAUGGAAAGAGGAAUCAGAAGGCAAGGAUGCCAUCAUUAUACAGAAAGACCGCGAAAUUGCUGAGUUGAUAAAGCAACAACGGUUACUUGAAUCCGACCUGAAAGCCGAGAUCGACCGCUCGAAGUCGUUGACGUCCCGUCCCACACCGUCCUCGUCAGUGGCGCGACCCGGGGCUAAAACAGCGGCACCGGAUAUGGCCAAGAUUAUCACUUUCUACGAGGAUAUGACCAAUCUCCUGGUUAUAAGCGUCAAGUACGAAAACACCCAUCCGAACUGGGAGGCCUUGGGUCUUGAGGAACCAAAAAUACGAUGUUUAUACACCCAUAACGAACAUCCCGAACUUACUCUGAGUUUCGAACUGUACUUCUACUACGAACCGCUCCCAGAACUUCCUGAAGACGCGACGAUCACCUCAAAAGACCAGCUCGUUUGCCAAGUGAGAUAUACCCCCCUGGAGCUCGAAAAGAUUCCAGAGCACGUCCGGGAUCGUCUCGAGUUCAUCGGAGGCCCCUUCACCUUUGCCAAGUGGCAAGCGUCGGUAUUCCUGAGGACGCUUGCUACAAAACUGGGAGACGCACAGACAGAUGAAGCGUCGGAUGAAGAAGACGCGGGAGGAGACGAGGAUGGGAGCAUCGAAUACGUAGAAGGUUGA